AUGCUUGUGAAUCACAACCCGUUUACAUACGCUCUCGUUGUAGCAGGCAAGUAUCUGGUUGGGUACGUUGGCUUGGGAUGCUUUCUUUAUUUUGUGGUUGCGCUUUUCGUCGGUAACAUACCUGCUAUAUCCCAUCCAUUUUCAAUAACAGUCGAGGUGUAUGGAGCUAUUGAGAUACUCUGGUACUUUAUAUGGUUCCUCCCAUUCAAGGCGUACCUCCAAAGACCGGGUCUCUCCAUGAUACCGACGACCCGGGCGCAGCGAAAGGCCUUGAUCGAGAGGCUGCUGAACCAUGUACCUGACGUACGACUGUUCAUCCGGAAGUGGUUCAACGAUGCGCACUUGGACGAGGUGUAUAGGGACGAUGUGAAAGAUUGGUUGCUGUGGGCGCUAUGGGGAGUGAUUAGUGAUACCGACAUUGACCCCGACGAGCUGGAAGAAUACGUCUGCGAGGCCGAGUCAAGAUCGGGUCUGACAUUACCAAGGGGUAGAGCUGACGCAAGGCCGAUGCGAUUGAGCUUGGAUCCGGUCAAAAUGAUUCACAGAUCUCUGCUCUGGUAUGCCUUACUUGGAAUUGUUGACAACACAGCGACUCUACUGCUCAUCUUCAAUGGAUUUGGCGUUUGGCGACAACCACGAAUAUCGUUUCUCAAGGUCUUUCCGUUUCGAAUUAUGACUUUGUUCUCAACGAAGGAAUCUGUGUCACCGCAUUUCAGCUAUGUAUAUCGUCCGCACAAGUCGAAUACCCACCGUCCCAUCAUCUUUUGCCAUGGCAUAGGCAUAGGCUUGUCCACUUAUUUCUACUGGCUUCGUACCAUUCCCAAGGAGAUAGGUGUCCUCGCGCUCGAGUUUCUCCCAGUCUCCGGACGCAUAUGCCCUGAGGCAGUAUCUCAGGAGGACUACGUGAAGGCCAUGCGACAGAUACUCUCCCAGCAGGAUAUCAAUGAUUUCGUGUUCGUGGGUCACUCUUACGGCACAUUUCUUGCCCGCCCGCUGCUCGAUGACACAGGAAUCUCACCGAUGAUAAACUCUCUUAUCUUAAUUGAUCCGGCGGCAAUUCUCAUGCACCUUCCAGACACAGCGUACAAUAUCACGCGGAAGCAACCCCUGACGGCCCCCGAGGUGCAGAUUGCCUGGGGAGCCGCCUUGGAUCCAAGAACCGCCCACACUGUGUGUCGGCGUAUCCAUUGGCCGGAACACAUACUAUGGCGCGAAAAUCUCGCUGGAAAACGGACCACUGCCAUCGUUGCUGGUCGUGACUGUGUGAUCAACGCUGGUGCCGUUGCAGGCUACAUUCACUAUGGCGAUACCAAACCUAUGACAUCAGCGGACCUAAUCGAGCUCAGAAAGACACCAAGACUUUGGACAGGAACAGCUGAGUUCGAACUCAUCUACUUGUUUGAUCGAGAUCACGGACAGAGUCUCUUGAUUCCUUCUGACGUUAAGAAAAUCACCAACACAGUUGAGACCUAUGCCAGAUUAGACUACAGGUCAAACAAGGACCGAGAAGAGAAUGAGGCAUUCGGUGUGCACAUAAGAGAAGAGGCCCAUGCGAACUCGAAAGUAAACGAGAUACUGGAUUCCAAUGUUGUAUGA
Molecule: messenger RNA, 1596 nt
Organism: Neoarthrinium moseri
Lineage: Eukaryota; Fungi; Ascomycota; Sordariomycetes; Amphisphaeriales; Apiosporaceae
Exons: 1
Coding region: 1-1596 (531 amino acids)
Source: RefSeq, a predicted model, not a curated record